AUGACUACGAAGGAUUUUGCUCCGGUCUCAAGCGAUGGCGCUAGAGAAAAUAAUAAAGUGGAGACUCUCAUAGAAUCCACGAUGGUAAAGAAUUCGCACGUACUUGCCAGAGUUAUAGGAACAGAUUACACAUAUAGACACAAAAUCGUGUGGAAGAAUGCAAUAGGAUUUUUAAUUCUACACAUGUUAGCAAUAUGGGGCUUAUUUAUUUUUAUUACCGGAGGUGUAUCCCUUAAGACAAUGCUGUGGUCCUUACUUAUCCUUUUUGUAAGUUCUGAAGGCGUCACUAUCGGUGCUCACAGAUUAUAUACCCAUAAAUCUUUCUCGGCGACUCCGUUACUUCGAGCAUUUCUCUUGCUAUUUCAAACCAUUGCAGGACAGAAUUCGAUGUACAUUUGGUGUCGAGAUCAUCGCCUUCACCAUCGGUACUCCGACACAGACGCCGAUCCCCAUAAUUCUAAGCGGGGCUUCUUCUUCUGUCACAUUGGAUGGUUGAUGUCAAGAAAGCAUCCGUAUGUUAUCGAAAUGGGUAAGAGGAUUGAUAUGAGUGAUCUAGAAGCGGACUGGAUGGUAAUGUUCCAAAAAAAAUAUUACUAUCCACUCUACAUGAUAUUUGCAUUGUUUAUUCCGGUUUGGGUGCCCAUACAAUACUUCGGAGAAACGUUUUGGAACUCACUUCUUGUGUGUUACUUCUUUCGCUAUCUCUUGGAAUUAAAUGGAGCAUGGCUUGUUAAUAGCGCUGCACAUCUAUAUGGAACUAGACCUUAUGACAAGAAUCUUCAACCAGUGGAGUCCUGGUUUGUGUCCUUUUUAACUUUUGGAGAGGGCUGGCACAAUUAUCAUCACGCAUUCCCUUGGGACUACAAAGCAGCUGAACUCCCUACGCACUUUAAUACGUCGGCUGUUAUCAUCCAAAUGUUUGAAAAACUAGGCUUGGCAUAUGAUUUGAAGACCGUCUCACCAGAAAUGGUUGCAAAAAGAAUUUUCCGAACGGGCGAUGGUACACAUUAUGCCUUUGGAAACGAUGAAGCAAAAGCCGCAGUGACAGCUAUCGGUCCCUUGCAUCCUCUCAACCCGUCUUAUACUACGAAGUAUAAGGCACCAAAAGCCACUUUAGAAGAUCAAGGUUUACCAUUAUUUCACGAAAUGGAUUUAAUAAAUAUUAGCUCCAAAACAAAUAAUAGAAAUUCUACUAAAGCGUAG
This is a messenger RNA of Parnassius mnemosyne (clouded apollo), 1203 nucleotides long. The record is from the annotation of a GenBank genome assembly. Lineage: Eukaryota; Metazoa; Arthropoda; Insecta; Lepidoptera; Papilionidae.